Bactrocera tryoni is the source of this 616-nucleotide messenger RNA. RefSeq lists its product as uncharacterized. The transcript is spliced from 3 exons. Lineage: Eukaryota; Metazoa; Arthropoda; Insecta; Diptera; Tephritidae. The coding region runs from base 113 to 616 and encodes 167 amino acids. The record is from RefSeq and is a predicted model, not a curated record.
UAUUUGACAAUUAUAAUUGAAAGAUCGUUAGUUUUUGCUGAUUUUUAACAAGUGCUAAGUAAAAUAAAGUAGAAGCUCAUAUAAUUUUGGUAGACCAAUAACAGCCAUACCCAUGUUACAUAAUUCUCCUGCAUUAAAAAUGAGGAAAGCGAUCAGCUUAGAUACCAAAAUCAAAAUUUUAGAUCAACUUGCAACGGGACAAGGCGCAACGGUAGUGGGAAAUAAUUUCGGAAUCCAUGAAGCUACUCUAAGAACAAUUAAAAAAAAUGAAACGGUAAUUAGAGCAUCAGUAUGUUCUGGAACAAAAUUAAGUGCAAAGUCAUCAUCGUAUGUAAGGGAUGUUGAAUCUAUAAACGUAUCCAGGAAAUUGAUCCAGAUACAUCAUCUCAGUCAAAACAACAUGCAUUUUCCGCAAGUACUGGUUGGAAACAUAGUGACGGUGACGAAAAGAGAUCGUCCAAUUUUGAAAGCAUCUCUAAUUAGAGAAGGUCUUGAUUUCGCUACAAAAUUAGGUAGUCAUUUUGAACAACAUGAUCAUGACGAGGAACGAGCUGCCAAAUUUCAACGUGAACUGAAAUCAUUAAUGGCAUCUUACAGGAAGUUUAUAAUGGGUUAA